Messenger RNA from Aphidius gifuensis, 4545 nucleotides. Its product is annotated as serine/threonine-protein phosphatase 4 regulatory subunit 1-like. Gene Ontology annotation, molecular function: protein phosphatase regulator activity; protein binding. The record is from RefSeq and is a predicted model, not a curated record. The coding region runs from base 1089 to 4010 and encodes 973 amino acids. Gene Ontology annotation, biological process: protein dephosphorylation. NCBI's taxonomy places the organism in Eukaryota, Metazoa, Arthropoda, Insecta, Hymenoptera, Braconidae. The transcript has 11 exons.
AUGCCAAAAAAAAAAAAAAAACAAAAAGAAAGAUACAACAACAAAAUAAAAUGAAAAAAAAACCUUCGAGACCCUCUACAUAACAUGCUUCAACAAUGAUGAAUCCCAGAUAAUGAAAAGAUCUUCGACCAUGCUUCAUUUCAACUUCAAUUGAAUCCACAAAAUGUUAAAUUUGUAUAAAUCUCAACAUUGCAUGAGCUAUCUAAUAUGUUUAUAUCAGCAAACUUUAUCUUGCUUUUACUCAUAAAAAUCAACAACACGACAUGGUGCUGGUGCUAUUAAUUUCAAACAUCAUUUUAAUGAACUAUUUAUUGUUGUUAUUGGUAAACAUUUACUUGUUGUUGUUUUUCGGCUUCAUCAAUGUUUACAAAAAAUACCUUUGAUAAGUCGCUGUUGAUGCUAACAAUAGAAGCAUGUGUUGGUCUGUGGAGCUUUAAGAACACAGUGCCUCUGUCUAAAAGAAUGCUAAAAAUUUCAUCAGUGUCAACAGUGAGAUCUUCAUUCGAAAUUGAUAAAACAUUUUCAAGUAAUACACACUAUUUAAUAAUAUUAUAUUUAAUAUAAUAUUUAAAUAAUAAUUGAGCAUAUUAAGUAGUUAUUAUCAAGUCAAUAAGAAGUAUUUAUUCAAAGUAAUCUAUUUUUCUCAAUGGUAUUCAGUUGAUAUGAUCAAAGAAAAAAAAGACUAUAUUAAUUUAUUAAGUGCUGUAAAAUUGGUGUUGGUGAUAGAGUAUUUUUUAAAGAUUGUUUUUUAAAAAAGUUGUGAUGAAAAGUAUGACCAUAGUUGUGUUGUGUUGUGUUGUGAUCAUUAAAUGUGCUUAAUGUUGCUGAUGGAAUCAUCACAUGAACUACAUGGAGUCCAUCAUCCUCUAGUCUUCAUGGAAUGCAGUAUCCUGAGCAAUUUGAUGACCAUCGUGGGAAGAUGAACAUCCGCUUACAAGUUUGUUUUGAUAAUAAUCAUUUUGUCGCCGACAUAUUGCUUGAAAAUUCACCUUUAUAAAAUAUAAUAACAACAAUUCAAUCAAUAUAAAAAAAAAAAAAAAACAAAGAUGUCUGCGGUUGUUCAUUUGGCAAAAUAGACACAAGAUGUCAUGACAGUUUGUUACAAGAUGGCGGAUAUAUCCUACCUCCAGAAUGAGGACGUCGAGGAUACAGAUGAACAAAUGGCCUUUUCACAACCGAACGAUGACUGGAGUGACAUUCAAGACUGGUCACAUCCGAUGGCUAAACUUCAGCGAUACGCAGGCAUUCAAGCACAGCAAAAUAGUCAAUUGGUUGGACGUAUUCUAAUUGAAGUAUUUCGAAAUGCCGUUGAUAAUGGCACGGAACUCAAUGUUGUUGAGGUUAUGGAGUCUGUUCAUAAGUUGAUCAAUGAGUCAGAUGAAAAUGUCAGACUUGAACUCAUUGAACAAUUGCCUCAUGUGGCUAUGAUAUGCCAAGAGGUACCAGAACGUUUUGGUGAUGUAUUAUCAAAUCAUUUGAUACAUCUUGUUUGUGCUUGUUUAGUUGAUGAAGAUCAACAGGUAAGACAGGCAACUCAUACAGCCCUUAUGACAUUUGUUGAGCGUGGCUUGUUGGACAAGGGUUCCAUUGAAUUUCCCGUCGCACCAACUCUUCUCAUGAUGGGCGAACAACCUGGCAAACUUGAUUUAGUCACACUAGCUAUUGAUGGCAUGAGUAAAGUUGCAUCACUAUUGGAACCAGCAACAGCUGAAAAAUUAUUUCUACGACGUUAUUUAUCACUGUGUCGUGAUGGAAAUUUUUUCAUUCGUAAAUUAUGUGCACUUCACUUUGGUGAAUUUUCAGUUGCUCUGCCAAAAGAUACUGUGUACAAUAAAUUGCUUCCAAUGUAUGUAACAUUAUGCAAAGAUGCAUUUUGGAUAGUUAGAAAAUCUUGUGCUGAAGUAAUUGUAUCAGUUGCAUGUACUGUGUCACUUGAACAUAGAAGUACAAUAUUAUCUGAAAUACUUGCAAAUUUUCUUUCUGAUGAAUCAAAAUGGGUUAGAAUAUCAGCAUAUCAACAUUUGGGUCCAUUUAUAUCAACAUUUGCUCAACAAUAUACUGGUUUUUCAUAUAAUCAAUUUGGUGAACUUGUUAUGACUGAUCAUCAUGGUGCAGAACUUCGUUACAAUAUGAUAUCAUUCACUGGUUCACCAGACAGUUCAAUGGCUGCCAGUAAAGUUGCAACUGAUGAAGACUAUGACAACAUCAAUAACAGCAGUAGCAACAACAACAUCAUGCUCAACUCAUCAAAUCAUUCAAAUGUAGGCAAUAAUAAUUUGCAACAAAAUAAAGAAAAUUUACCAUUAAAUAAUUUAUCCAAGGUCCAGUGGUGCAGUGUGGGUUCACUUGAAACAUCAAAUUACUAUGAUAAUACAAGAUCAUCAACACCAAACAACAAUCACAAUAAUGAUGAUAACUCAUUGACUGAAGAACAUCAUCUUUUUAAUCCAUUCCUGUAUUACUACAUACCACCUGAUUUACAACUUGAUGAUGAAUUAGUACGUGCAGCAACAUCAUCAGUAUUAACAGCUAAUAAUCAACAAAAACCAACAAUUAUUAUUGUCGAUCAAAAUCAUCAAAUUAUUAAUAAUGUUUAUAAUGAAACAUCUGAUAAUGAAGAUAAUACUACAACAACAAAAAAUGAUGAUGAUGAAAAAAUUGAAAAAGAAAUAAAUAUUGAAGAAAAAACAGAAAAAGAUGAUAAUGAUGAUAUUGAAAUAAAAUUAGAUAAUGAUAAUGAUGAUGAUGAAGAUAAUAAUUCAAGUUUAAAUAAAUUAGAAAAAUCAGAAAAUAAUACAAUAGAUUAUUCAACAAUAUUCAAUGAUAGCAAUGAAAAUAAAAGUACAAGUGAUAAUGAAAGUAAUACAAGUUUAAAAAGUCUUAAUGAUACAAUAAAUUUAUUAACAAUAUCUGAUGAUAAUAAUCAACAAGAACAACAACAAAUAAAUAAUAAUAAUAAUAGUAAUAAUACAAUAAAAAAUGAUAAUGAUAUUAAGGGUCAAACAAUUGUACCACAAAUACUUGUUGAUUAUUUUGUAUCAAUGGCUGAUCCAGAAGCAUGGUGGAAUACAAAUCCAUCACAAAUACCACGUUUUUGUGCAUUUUAUUUUCCAGCAGUUGUAUUAACACUUGGUAAAGAUAAUUGGAAUAUGUUAAAAACAGCAUAUGGAUAUUUAUCUGAUGCUAGAGAAUAUAAAGUUAGAAGAAUAAUGGCAUCAAGUAUACAUGAAGUUGCAAUGAUACUUGGUGAAGAAUUAUCAAGUCAAGAUUUAUUACCAAUAUAUGAUGGUUUUAUAAAAGAUUUAGAUGAAGUUAGAAUUGGUGCAUUAAAACAUUUAUCAACAUUUUUAAAAGUUUUAAAUCCAACAGAUAGAUGUUUUUUUUUACCAAGAUUAAAGGCAUUUCUUGCAAUGGAUAAUGAAUGGAAUUGGCGUUUUAGAGAAGAAGCUGCACAUAAAUUUCUUGAAGCAAUACCAUUAUUUAAACCACGUGAUGUUUAUACAUUUAUUAUGCCAUUAUCAUUUCCAUUACUUAAUGAUAAAGUAUCUGCUGUUCGACAUAUGGCACGUGCAUUGGUAACACAAAUUGUUUCUUAUUUGGCAACUGAUGAAGAAUUAAUAACUGCACAUAUUUUAGAACUUCGUACAAUACUUACAGCAUCAACAAGUAAAUGGACAAGUCGUCAAUCAUAUGCAUUACUAUGUGAAUCAUUAAUAAGUUGUGAAGCAAUAAGUGCUGAAAGAUUUUCAAAAGAAUUUUUACCAUGUUUACUUGCUUUAUGUUCUGAUCCUGUUCCUAAUGUUCGUCUUGCUGCUGUUAGAACAUUGACAACUCAAGUUUCACAUAUAAGCAAUGCUCUUGGAACAAAAGAAAAUGAAGAAAUUCAAAAAAUCUUUAGGAUUAUGCGUCAAGAUCCAGAUAGAGAUGUUAGAAUUUUAGCUGGUGGUGAUGCUGGAACAUAUUCUGGUGAUGAUCGUCGUAAACUUAUAUAUACUCUAUCUUCAAAUUAAAACAUUUAUUAAUUAACACAUGAAAAUAUUAAAUUUUUAUGAUAUUAUUUUUUUUUUGUUUUAAUAAUAUUAAUUUCAAUCUUUUCCUUUUUUUUUUGUUUUUUCUUCAAUUUAAAGUCACGCCACAGUCGGGUAACAUUCUGUGACCCAAAUAUUAUUACAACUUUUACUUGCGGUCAAUAAAAAAGGCUCAGUGCGUUUGACAAUAAAUGCAUUAUUAUUUUUUAUUCCUUUUUUUUUUUUUCUUUUUAUUUUUUUGCGUUCAUUACACUUGUUGUUUUACAACCGGCUGCGCCGAUUUGACUGACUGACUUGACUGCAGUUAUUUUGAAAAUAAAUAAAAAAAAAAACAAUGUUUACAUGAUGAUAAAAGAAAACCAAACACGCACUUUUUUUUCUUCUUUUUUUUAUAUUUAUUCAUUUUUUUAUUACUUUUAGUUAUUUUCUCAAUCAGUUAUAUUGCCAAUGCGAUUUAACGCAUUCCUUUUUUUUUCUUCAAUCUUUAAGUAACUCAUCAAAUAGCGUAAAAUUAAAU